This is a messenger RNA of Phasianus colchicus (ring-necked pheasant), 3610 nucleotides long. The record is from RefSeq and is a predicted model, not a curated record. NCBI's taxonomy places the organism in Eukaryota, Metazoa, Chordata, Aves, Galliformes, Phasianidae.
AGCCGCUAGCGCAGCGACCCGCCGCCGUCUCCUCCUCCUUCCGUUGCUGCCGCCGCCGUCGCCUCUUCCUCCUUCUCCUCCUCCUCUCUCCGCCACCAUUUCCCCACUCCCCGGCACCGGGGCGCUGAGCUAGACUAUGGGGACCAGGCUGGGGCUGAGCAGCGGCAGAGCGGGCGGCCCGGUCACCGUGUCCACUGCGGCGGGGAUGGGGGGGCUCGGCGGCUUGGUGGCUUUAUCUUGACAUGGCUCCUCUCCGUGCUGCUAGCAGCGCCGCCUCCUCUGCCCCUCCUGCGCCCGCCGGCUGCGGGUAGCGAGCGAGCCACGGCCCUGGUCUCUUGUCUGAGUCUCUCAGCCUCUUGCUUCAGUUAGGGGGAAAUUGGGGGAGGAGUUCCUUUUUUUCUGUUUUUUUUUUUCUUUCUUUGUAAGGAGAGGAGGGGGGAAUUUUGUUCCCCUGUCUUUAACCUGGUCCGACAAAUUUGCUAACCUCCAACCUUUAAAUCCCUGCUAAUCUAAUCAAACACCUCGGGGGGGCAAAAUGUCUGGAGAGAGAAGGAAAAUAACCUGAUAAUUGGGGAUUUGCUUUUCGGGGGUGGAAGGGUAUUUGGGAGGUUUAAAAUCACAACCUAGGCUUGUGAUUAAAAAAAAAAAACCUCGCCAAAAAAAAAAUUGCCACUGAAAUCUGUUUGGCAAGAAAAGCGGAAGCAAAACUCUCCAUGUUUUCCAAGUCGUGACCAUGAAGUGAGAGGAGGAAGCGUCGCGCUACUGUGGGUGUGCCAGGCCCCGGGCACGGGCCGCCCGCUCCAGCCUCUGCCGCCUUGCAUAGGGAGGCCCAAGGAGAAGCAGGGAGCACUGGUCAUGCACAGCCUCGGCUAGCCGAGUGCGCUGCAGGCACAGCAGCAGUAGAGAGAGAAGGAUCCCCCAGGGGUCAGCAGCCCAGGGAGCCUGUGGGGCAUCGGGGGAUGUAGAGCUCUCCUGCUGGGAAGGAGUCAGGGUUUGGGGUGUCUGUUUGGGUGUUAGUCUCUAGGUGAGAUAAUACUGUCUCUUAACCCCUGCCUGCUUCUCAUCGGUGGCUGUCAUGCUUUCUCUUCCCUUUGGCAGCAGAAGCCUCAGGGCAGUGACGUGCCCGAUGUUGAGCAGGAUGAAGUUAGAAAUGACUCUGCUGUUUUUUCUCUUUGCUUCCCUUCAAACCAGCACUGUGUUGUCUGUAGUUGAUUUUGUUCUUGUUGGCAGAGAAAUGUCAUACCUCCCAGGAUGCGCACUCCUCCUUUGCACCCUUUUCUCUGCCGUCCACCAAGUGUAAUCGUCGUGAAGGGUAAAAAGCAGCACAGCAAUAGUGGGAAUCUGAGAAUAAUAAUCAGUAGAGUCAUGAAUCUGGCUGGGGUGAAACGCAGUUUGUAAUACCAGCUUCAUUUUUUUGUAAGCAGAGCAAAAAUAACCCCCCCAUGGAUUGGGUUUGUGCCAGUUGCUUUUUAUUGUACACAUAAAUUGUGAUAAGAUUUGUUUUUUCAUUCUCGCCCACUUAUUCCUGCAGCCAAACUGUUAAAUUUUUUUUGUUGUUGUUAAAAAUUCUUAGGUUUUUUUUCUUGGUUUAUGGUCAAACCUCUUGUCCAGCCAUGGCUGGGCAACUGUUUAUUUUGUUUCUUGGCCCUUCCAAUAUGACAUUCCCAUAAAAUACUGCCUGAGGUGCGGUUUUGGGUUGCACUUGUGUUUUUAUCUAUUCAGUCAUAUUAGCAGGAAUAAAAUGACUUGUUUCUGUUGUACUUGAGUCUUAUGAAAAAGUGCCCAUAGUUUAGCGACAGUUUCCAAAGGCUUUAGUACCACCUAUAUAACAAAAUGGGGGACCCAAACUCCCGGAAGAAACAAGCUCUGAACAGACUUCGUGCUCAGCUUAGAAAGAAAAAAGAAUCUUUAGCUGACCAGUUUGACUUCAAGAUGUACAUUGCCUUUGUGUUCAAGGACAAGAAGAAAAAGUCAGCGCUUUUUGAAGUGUCUGAAGUGAUACCAGUCAUGACCAAUAAUUAUGAAGAAAAUAUUCUGAGAGGUGUGCGGGAUUCCAGCUAUUCUUUGGAAAGUUCCUUAGAGCUUCUGCAGAAGGAUGUAGUACAGCUUCAUGCACCCCGCUACCAGUCUAUGCGCAGGGAUGUGAUCGGCUGUACCCAGGAGAUGGACUUCAUUCUCUGGCCUCGUAAUGACAUUGAAAAGAUAGUCUGUCUCCUGUUUUCUCGGUGGAAGGGAUCUGAUGAACCCUUUAGGCCUGUUCAGGCCAAGUUUGAGUUUCAUCAUGGUGACUACGAAAAACAGUUUCUGCAUGUUCUGAGCCGAAAGGACAAGACUGGAAUUGUUGUCAACAACCCUACCCAGUCAGUGUUUCUCUUCGUUGACAGACAGCACUUGCAGACUCCAAAAAACAAAGCUACAAUCUUCAAGUUAUGCAGCAUCUGCCUGUACCUGCCACAGGAGCAGCUCACACACUGGACGGUUGGUACCAUAGAGGAUCACCUCCGUCCUUACAUGCCAGAGUAAGGAUUUAGAAGAAAACGGACUCAUGUUCAGAACACUAUACAUUGUGAAACUUGAUCAUCCUGGAUUUUUUUUUGUCAUUUGUAUCUCAGAACUUUAAAAUUUUAAGUUGUUUUCUGCAUGGACCUUGUGAAAGAGAGGAUGCUUUGCAUACUUCUGCACUGCAUCAGCAUCUUAUUAAAAUGUGAAAUGAAGGGACUGUACACUGAAACAAAUGUAUCUGAAAGCACAAGGUGAUCAUUUGUGGUGGUGUUCCCAUUUGUGCUGGUCAUGUCCCCUAACAUCUGUGUUAACCAUCAGUAUUGGGAGGGUGAGAAGUGAAUGUAAAUGGUUUAAAAGCCUUACAGCUUAGCUGUUAAUGAUUGUAUCAAAGAGCACUAUCAGAUUCACGUUAGUGAACAGAAAAGUGGCUAUUACAAUAGGAGGUAAAUGUGGGAAAGACUUCUCUCUUCUUUUAAAGCAAGGAAAAAAAGCAUCUCAUUUAAUGUGUAGGCAUUUCUUGCCUUUUUUUUUUCUUUUGCUGGGCCAUGUAUGAGUUUACUGGCACUUUCAUUUUGGAUCUUUCCCCAAGUUGCUGUAUAACUGUAUGAAAGUAUUCUUUUGAGUUGGAUGCAUUUAUACAGAUGAGGCAGACCUGGAGUCUGAAGUCGCUAAAGCAGCUAAAAAUAAAGUAAAAUAAUAGCUGCAGAAACAAUGUUGGUAGAGGAUUAUUUUUUCUUGAGAGUUGAGACUUGUAGACUUGCUGGUGAACUGUGCAGGAAAUACUGGUUUCUAAAACAUUUCUUAUGGAAAACCUGUUGAGGUUUUUUCUUUUGGAAUAGACAAUAUAAAACAAUGUAAGAUAGUGUUUGGAGUGUCAAAAGUUGGUUCUGACAGAACAUUAAGAUUGUGCAAUGAUAAAAGAAAGACUACUGUAUAGUUUUGAUGACAAAGAAGGUUUUGAUUAAGGGUUGAGUACUUUACUGGAGUAAAACUGUAUAAGCCUGCUCCCUUUGGAUAAAGCUAGUGCUUACCUGUUUAAAACUUGUAUUUAGCUUUUGUUUGAAAUUGGAAAAAAAAAUUGGAACUUAAAUAAAUUAGGUGAAAGACA